Marmota flaviventris (yellow-bellied marmot) is the source of this 4164-nucleotide messenger RNA. It is a transcript of the gene Epb41l3, whose product is annotated as erythrocyte membrane protein band 4.1 like 3. Gene Ontology annotation, biological process: actomyosin structure organization; cortical actin cytoskeleton organization. Gene Ontology annotation, molecular function: structural molecule activity; actin binding. NCBI's taxonomy places the organism in Eukaryota, Metazoa, Chordata, Mammalia, Rodentia, Sciuridae. Gene Ontology annotation, cellular component: plasma membrane; cytoskeleton. The record is from RefSeq and is a predicted model, not a curated record.
AAAGGCUAAGGCUAUUGGCAACUGUCUCCAGGCGUUGUCCCCUGAGCCUGAUGCUGCGCCAGGACGGAGAAGGCUGUUCCAAUAUAACUGUCCUAAAGUACUGCGGUGGCCCCCUCCCCCGCGCCUGAGAGGGAAGCGGGGACGAGGUUGGCUUUCUUUGCACCCUGUCUGGGCGUGGGCCCCGCCGCAGCUCCGCGGAGCCUCGGUGUCUCUUGCAAGGGGGGCGGGGGGGAGCCGCGGCGAGCAGCCCUGGGCUGCGGCUUCCUCCCCACGCCGUCUCCUGCGCACCGCCGACCAGGACGCGAGCCCGAGCCUGGUCCCCACGCCGCGGCUUGCCCGGCCUCCCGGCCGACCCCAGAACAAUCCACCAUGACGACCGAAUCGGGAUCAGACUCUGAAUCCAAGGCAGACCAGGAGACUGAGCCCCAGGAGGCAGCGGGUGCACAGGGGCAAGCGGGGGCUCAGCCCGGGCCUCUGGAGCCCCCGAGCGGGAGCGGGAGCGGCAGCGGUGAGGAGCCUCCGGCGCUGGAGCAGUUUGAGGCUGCGGCGGCGCACAGCACCCCGGUGCGGAGGGAGGUCACUGACAAGGAACAGGAGUUUGCUGCCGCAGCUGCAAAACAGCUUGAGUAUCAGCAAUUUGAAGAAGAUAAACUUUCUCAGAAGUCAUAUAGCAGUAAACUCUCUCGGUCUCCAUUAAAGAUUGUCAAAAAACCUAAAAGCAUGCAGUGCAAAGUGAUACUUCUAGACGGGUCAGAAUAUUCCUGUGAUGUGGAGAAACGCUCCAGAGGGCAAGUGCUGUUUGACAAAGUGUGUGAACACCUGAACCUGCUAGAAAAGGACUACUUUGGCCUCACGUAUCGAGAUGCUGAAAAUCAGAAGAAUUGGUUGGACCCUGCUAAGGAAAUUAAAAAACAGAUUCGAAGUGGUGCUUGGCAGUUUUCAUUUAAUGUGAAAUUUUACCCACCAGACCCUGCUCAGCUAUCUGAAGAUAUCACCAGGUACUACCUCUGCCUACAGUUGCGCGAUGACAUCGUAUCAGGAAGGCUGCCCUGCUCCUUUGUGACCCUCGCCCUGCUGGGCUCCUACACAGUCCAGUCAGAACUUGGAGACUAUGACCCCGAUGAAUGUGGGAAUGAUUACAUUAGUGAGUUCCGCUUUGCACCAAACCACACUAAAGAACUCGAAGAUAAAGUGAUCGAGCUGCACAAGAGCCACAGAGGAAUGACGCCAGCAGAAGCCGAGAUGCAUUUCUUGGAAAAUGCCAAAAAACUAUCUAUGUAUGGAGUAGAUUUGCAUCAUGCCAAGGAUUCAGAAGGAGUAGAAAUUAUGUUAGGAGUUUGUGCGAGUGGUCUGUUGAUAUAUCGUGACCGGUUGCGAAUAAACAGAUUUGCCUGGCCCAAGGUUCUAAAAAUUUCAUAUAAACGAAACAACUUUUACAUUAAGAUUCGGCCAGGAGAGUUUGAACAAUUUGAAAGCACCAUUGGGUUUAAGCUGCCAAACCAUCGGGCUGCCAAGCGUUUGUGGAAAGUAUGUGUUGAACACCAUACAUUUUUCAGACUGUUGUUACCAGAAGCACCUCCAAAGAAAUUCCUAACCUUGGGUUCCAAGUUCCGGUACAGUGGCAGGACGCAAGCCCAGACAAGAAGAGCCAGUGCAUUGAUAGAUCGCCCCGCGCCUUACUUUGAACGUUCAUCCAGCAAACGUUACACCAUGUCUCGCAGCUUGGAUGGAGCGUCAGUGAAUGAAAACCAUGAAAUAUACAUGAAGGAUUCUAUGUCUGCUGCAGAGGUUGGUACUGGCCAGUACGCCACAACAAAGGGCAUCUCUCAGACCAACUUGAUCACCACUGUGACUCCGGAGAAAAAGGCCGAGGAGGAGCGUGACGAGGAAGACGAGAGACGGAAAAAGGCUGAGGAAGCCACGCCGGUCUCAGCCAUCCGGCACGAGGGAAAGACUGACAGUGAGCGAACAGACACCGCCGCGGAUGGAGAAACCACCGCCACCGAGGAGCUAGAUAAAACUCAAGAUGAACUGAUGAAACAUCAGACCAACAUUAGUGAGCUGAAAAGAACCUUCUUAGAAACCUCAACAGACACUGCCGUAACGAAUGAGUGGGAAAAGAGGCUUUCUACCUCCCCGGUGCGACUGGCUGCCAGGCAGGAGGAUGCACCCAUGAUCGAGCCACUGGUACCCGAAGAGAAAGUGGAAACCAAGAUGGAGUCCAGUGAAACAGAGACAGAAACCACCCCACACCCCCAGCCACUCAGCACUGAGAAGGUGGUGCAGGAAACUGUGUUGGUGGAGGAGAGGCGUGUGAUGAACGUGCACGCAAGUGGGGAUGCUUCUUACACAGCUGGGGAAGAUGCAGAUGCUGCAGCGCAGCCCAUACCUACUGAAGCAGUCAGUGUGAAAGAGAAGGAAGGCUCUGCUGUGACAGAGGGGUCCAAAGAGGAAAGACAGGAAGAGUCUGCUAAGGCUGGAUCUGAGCAAGAAGAAACAGCCCGUGCUUCCCAGGAGCAAGAAGAGGAGCAGGGUGCAGCCACCCAGGUUUCUGAAACUUCAGAACAAAAACCUCAUUUUGAGUCAUCAACUGUGAAGAUGGAAACCAUCAGUUAUGGCAGUGUUCCCACAGGAGGAGUAAAGCUAGAAGUUUCUACCAAGGAAGUGCCAGUAGUUCACACAGAAACAAAAACCAUCACAUAUGAAUCGUCACAGGUGGAUCCUGGGGCUGAUCUGGAGCCAGGCGUGCUGAUGAGCGCACAGACAAUCACAUCGGAAACCACCAGUACCACCACCACCACGCACAUCACCAAAACUGUGAAAGGAGGCAUUUCAGAGACGAGAAUUGAGAAGCGAAUAGUCAUCACAGGAGAUGCGGACAUUGACCAUGACCAGGCUCUGGCUCAGGCAAUUAAAGAGGCCAAAGAGCAGCACCCUGACAUGUCAGUGACCAAAGUAGUGGUCCAUAAAGAGACAGAGAUCACACCAGAAGAUGGAGAGGAUUGACCAGAGGAAUAAUUUAGCUUGCACAUGAAUCCAGUCAUGCAAACCAUUAGGAAAACCAGAGCCUAUAUGGAGUUCCCUCUUCUAACCCAACUGACUUGUAUCUGUCCGUGGAAAAUUCCAAUCCAGAAGAAUUGACCUUGACUAUUAAUAAAGACACUGGCAGAGAGAUCUUCCCAUAAUAAAGCAAUCCGAAUCAGCAUCACUAAACUGAUAUUGCAUGAAGCAACGAUAAAAUUACAAAAGAGCAGCAUUUUUAAUUUUCACAAAAACGUCUCAGUUUCCAGCUCUACCUGCACGUUCCAUAACCAACAAUAUAAACCGUGAUCUCAUGUAACACACACAAAAAAAAACAACCCAUACCUUUCAUAGUUCAUUAUUAUUAAAGUCUCAACAAAACUGCAAUUUCCUAGGUGACAAAUCUUUUGUUUACAGAUAAUUGAAGAUUACCCUAAAAUGCUAGAAGCUGUCUAGGUCCAGUGUGUCGGACUGAUCUCAGAUUAGAUGUGCCAAUAACCGAGUUUAUUCAGUAAACAACUUGAAUCUUGUACUUGUUUCAUCUGUUUUUAUUAUUAUCAUCCAUACACAGUAAUGACUCUCUGACCCUCUGGAAAUAUUUAAUGCUUACAAUCUUGCUUUGUGUAUCUCACUUAAUUUGUUAAAAGGUAGUACUGAUUUUAGCAUAUCAUUCAUGUGAUUUCUUUCUUGUUGUUAAUAUUGUUCACUUCCGUCUGCAUUUGAUCUGGAAAGCUCCCCAGAGUUCUCCAGCAAGACCCAAAUAUGUAAAUUGUCAUUGUUUGGGGGAAGAAAACCUGUGUUUUUGUUAGUUUACAAUAUUAUGAAAUUUCACUCCAGGACAACCUGUUGGACUUCUAUUGCUUUGUGUUCUUUCUUUGUUUCUUUUUUUCCUUGUAUUUUUCCAUUGAUUUUUUUUUUUUCUUUGACGUGAAGUGUUUUGUUUCCAAAUCUGGUCCAUAUUUACAAUCUAGUUCAGAGCCAAGCCUUAAACUGUACAGAAUUUCCACUGUAAUUAAAAUUAUUGAGUGUUUAGUUAUAAAUAGCCUUCAAAAAGAUAUAUUCUCCACCACACUGUCCACGCAUCACAGUCCAUGGUGAAUGGUGUUUCUGCAUAGUGAAAUAAAAAUGGCAAACGCAUCGAAA